Messenger RNA from Schistosoma margrebowiei, 4606 nucleotides. Lineage: Eukaryota; Metazoa; Platyhelminthes; Trematoda; Strigeidida; Schistosomatidae. The record is from the annotation of a GenBank genome assembly.
GACAACUGCGUUACAAUGUCUGGAGUAUGGUUAUAAUCUAAGUUGGCUUCUAAGUUUCUGGGCUUUUAAUGGGCGCAAGGUAUUCUAAAAAGCGUCACAAGCCUCGUAUAAGCAAAUCCCAGAUCCCUUGGCUUCUACGCGGAGCUAUAAGAAGCAAUAAUGUUGGUACUCUUCAAUAUCUCUUCAGCUAUCCUAAUGGUGUAGAUCCAAGUAUGGUCAUCGAUGGAGUUUGUCCACUCAAUUUGGCGGUUGAAUUAGGUUAUUUACAAAUGGUCAAAAUACUCAUUAAAGCAGGUGCAGAUAUUUAUGUUGCCGAUGCUCCUCGAUACCCACUUCAUCAAGCAAGUUUGUAUGGCCGUGCAGAUAUUGCUGAACUGCUCAUACGAUCCGGUGCAUCUGUAUCAGCGCUUACGGAACGGAGACAGUCUUGUUUACAUUUGCUGGCACAUCAAACUGCUCAACGUUAUGUUGAUACUGCAAAAAUUCUAUUGAAAUAUCAUGUGAAUCCAAAUACAUUGGAUGAUGAUGGUCUUGCACCUUUACAUCGAGCAUCAGUUGAAAUCGUUGAAGUUUUAGUUGCAGUAAGUUUAUAGCAUUACAUUUCGAUGGUAUUUUCCUCCUACUGUACUGGAUUUUUUAUAGACAAAUAUUCUUUUAGUAUUAGAAAGAAAAAUUUGUAACGGGUUGUUCGUCUCUUGGCGAGAAUUUAUAUUUCAAAGUUCUAAUGAGAGGCUGAAACCAUUGUGAGAGUGAAACAAGUAUUACCAAUACUUAAUUGCUGGUAGUAACGAAUAGACUGACUAUAAACGCUAGUCAUCCGUAACAUGGUCGUGAGUACUUAUCAGGAAGCUGUUCAAUGCUUCUUGGUUUUUUAGUGUUGUAUAGCUAGUCCGUUAUAUGAUGUAAGCUAUUUUUUUGCAAUGAUGCAGCUGUGUAUCUCAGGAGUAUGCUCUUGAUUAUGCUGAGUUUUGUGAAGCAAAUGUUUCAGUUUUGAAGUUCUGUUUAUAUUUCUAAACAUCAUAAGCUUUACGAACUUCAAAAAAUAAAUGAUCUGCUGUAUAAUCGGAGCGAAUUUUAUUGAGCGUUAAUGGUCUCAGCGUCUUUGUUUGCUUUUUAGCAAAUAGUUCAUACUUGGAAUGGUAGUAAAGAUCUAUAUUUCAGUAUAAUGAGAUGAGAUUGACUACAUCCAGUAUUUUAAACAACUAUUGUUGUUUUAUGUAAAUGAGCUCAGUGCUCAGUGUCGAUUAAGAUUAUAUGUUUCUUUAUAAUAUCCUUUUGAUUUGGAAGCAUGAAACGACUGAUGUCAAUAUAUGUAGUCGUGAUUUGGAUACACCUUUAUUAACCGCCGUCAAAGAUCGUAGAGAAUUAAUUUUAAUUGCUCUUAUACGAGCAGAUCAACAAUUUCGUGAACAACAUCGAAAAAACAACACUACUACUAGUACAGUGGCAACGACGACAACUGCAACUACAUUAGAAACUCAAUCAAGUGAUGGACAAUGUCGUGUUGUAACGUCAGCUUUUCGAACACCAUCUUCAAAAUCAUCAAAUUCUGCAUCAUCUCGAUUUACACUUGCUUCAGCGACAAGUACAAUUUUUCGUGGUAUCAUUCCAAAUGAUUGUAUUGUACCACCACGUGCUUCAUCUGCAGCUUCAGUGAAUCUACAUUCAAUAUUCAAUGCAAAUCAUUCAAAACCAUUGAAUAUAGAUCGUCAUAUUUUAUCAUCACAAUUAUUACGAAUGAAACCAAUGAAAGUUUUAGAUGAUCAUGAUACUGAAUUAGAAUGUGAUACAAAUAGAAUAAAUAUACGUUCAUGUAUUUUAAGAUUAAGUGGAAAAAAUCACAUAUAUUUAAAUUCUGAAUCAAAUGGUUUUACGGAUAGCGGUGAUUCACAAUGUAUUGUUAAAUCAACUUAUAGUGGUAAUUCUAAUUUAACACAUACUAUUGUACGUAAACCAGAAAAUUGUCAACGAUGUCAUAGUGUAGGCAAUCCAAGUGAUGUGGCUCGUUGGUGGCAAAGUUGUGAUCGAGUUCAACGUAUACUUGGUAAAACUACACUCAUCAAUACCAGUAAUAAUAAUAAUAGUAAUAAUAUUAAUAAUCCAACAUCACAAACAACACAACUUCCACUCAAUCUUAAAAAUGGUCAGCAGUCGAAUACUGGUACAAUACGACCACGUUUAGAUAUAGAUCGACCAGAUAAGAUUGGUAUGACACCUUUAAUGAUUGCAGCAGAAGCUGGUUCAAGUGGUUUGAAUAUGGCGAUAGCUUUAGUAAAUGCUGGUUCAAAUCUUUCGCUCACUGAUAAAGUCGGUAUGACCGCUUUACAUCAUGCAUGCUAUGUUGGCUCAUUAAAUAUGGUACGUUAUCUUAUGGAACGUGUCCAUCCAAUAUCUUGUAAUAAUGCGACGACGACAACCACAACAACUAUUUGUACUACUACGGCGACGACGACGGCCACCACUGCAUCAAUUCCAAAAACUAACAAUCUAUUGAAUGGUUCCAAUGCUCGUUUGUCAUGUCUUCUUUCUACAUCGAUUAUAUCAUCAUUAAAUGCACCUGGAUCAAUAUGUCCUACUAACAAUAGUAACAGUAACAUAAAUGUCCAGUCGUCAAUGGUAGGAUCAGCACCACCACCACUAACUACAAGUCGUCUUUCAAAUCCUGAAUUAAUAAAUACUCAAGAUAAAUAUGGUCGAACUUUAAUUUAUCUCGCUGCAUGUCGUGGACAUAGUGAAGUUGUCAAUUAUUUAUUAUGUCAUUCAGCUGAUAUACAUAUUACUAAUAAAGAAAAUAAAUCCCCUUUAUAUAUUAGUGCUUAUUUUGGUUAUUUGGAAAUAACCAAUGCCUUAUUACGUCAUGGUGCACAGGUUGAUCAAAUGGAUUCACAUCGAAAAACUCCACUGUAUGUAGCUACUUAUCAUGGACGAUCAGAAAUUGUCGAUCUUCUAUUAGCAGCCGGUGCUAAUGUUAAUGCAGCUGAUAAAAAUGGUAAAACUCCACUAUAUGUUGCUGUAUUACAUGGACAUUUAGCAUUAGCACGUAAAUUAUUAGAUGCUGGUGCAUCAGUUAAUCGUGUAGAUCGUGAAGGUCUUGGUCCUUUACAUAUGGCAGUUAAAUUUCCUAAAUUAGAUAUACCUAUGGUAAAACUAUUAUUAAAUUAUGGAUGUGAUCCAGUAAAUUUAGCAAGUUUUACACGUUGGUUAUUAGUACAUGGAAUAAUUCCUGAAGAAUGUAUUCAUGGUGAUGAUGAAUUAGCUCAAUGGUUACGUUGGGAAGAAUGUAAUGUACAUUCAUUAAAACAUAUUUGUCGUGUAGUUAUACAACGUGCACUUGGUUAUGCUGAUUCAUUAAGAAUUAAAGCAAAUCGUUUACCUUUACCAGAGCAUUUAAUCUCUUAUGUAUCAAUGAAACAAUUAUAAUGAUUAAUAUCUUACAUUGUUUGUUUGUUUGUUUGUUUUUUUUCACCUGACUUCCUUAAUCAUCACCAAUUAUUCGUACUCAUUUCAAUUUUCUCCUUUCACCUCCCUCCCUCCCUUCCCUUCACCCCUCUCUCUCUCUAUCUCUCUCUCGGUUCUUCUAGAUUUUUAUCAGCAUUGCAUUUAUUCAUGGAAAAUUUAUUUUAAUGACUUUGUUUUUACAGAAUAUCUUAACAACUGAUCUAGAUAAUAAUAAUACUAGGUUAUUUAACAAUAAUAAUGAUUAUGAUUACUAUUAUCAAAUCUAUAGUGGUAUUUUUGUGUGGAGGGGAGGCGGAAGGGAGGGGGGCAAUGCUUGUCUGUGAUCAUAUGAAACCUUUUUUUUUAAAAAAAAACAUUUUCUUGUUUUCUCAACAACAACAACAAAAAAUAAUAAUUAAUUGCACUUCGCUUCAUUGUGUAUUGAGACAAUUGGAAAGGAUUACCAAUAAUGAUAGAGAUGAAUGGUGAAUGCUGAUCAGUCAGUCAAUCAGUUGGUUAGUCAGAUACAACGUAGGAUCAAGCACAUAUAUACAUCGAUCCAAGUUGUCAUACCUGAUGGGCGACCUAUACUCUUUCAUGAAGGGUAAAUAAUGAUAGAGUAAGUAUUUGGUUAACUGUUAAUUCACUCUAUCAUGAUACAUAUAUCUAUAUCUAUUCAAUUGUUUGUAUAAUGGGUAUGGUACCAAUUUUACAUUUCUAUGUUUGUUUGGUUUUCUUGUUAAAUCCAAUGUAUUUCUUUUUGUAAUGCUUAUUUACUUGUGUUUAGUAUUUCAUUUGAAUAUUUUGACUUUAUUUUGUGUGGUUGUGUGUGUGUGUUUGUUUGUCUAUAUGUUGAUGAUCAUUUGCCUUGUUAGUGUUUUAUCACCUUUCUUUUCAGUUCUUUUUUGUUCCUUGUUUAGUUAUCAUUUUUAUGAUACUUUAUAACAAUUUAGAGAUCAAGUUUUUUUUUUGAAUUUUUAUUGUCAAGUGUUAUUGUUGCUAAUGAGAAUUGUGUGUAUGUGUCAGCUCAAUUGAUGUAAAUGGUGAUUAGUGAGUAAUAAUAAUAAUAAUGUAAAUGAAAUACCAACAAAAUGUACACGUUAGUUCCCUAUUACUUGACCUCGGAUAAUUAGAAUUAUUCAAGGGAUUGUAUAAAUUAUCACAUCUU